Molecule: messenger RNA, 636 nt
Organism: Symbiodinium necroappetens
Lineage: Eukaryota; Dinophyceae; Suessiales; Symbiodiniaceae
Source: the annotation of a GenBank genome assembly
AUGCCCGUUGGAAACGUGGCUGCCAUCUUGGCCGCCCGCAGAGCCAGCAAACAAAAGCACAAUCAUGGGUAUCGUCCAACUCCAGUUUCCGCGGCAGAGCAGAAACGACAGGAAGCUGCUUGGAAUGAGUACCAGCGCAAGGUCAAGCUCAACAAGAUCAUCAAGGCGUACGACACGAACCAGACGGGCAAACUGGAACGUAGCCAGGUCGUGAAGCUACUAACGGACACCGACUCCUCCACGCCACCAGGAACACCUCCAAGCGAAGACCAAGUGGACUUUUUGCUGAAGUGCUAUGACAAAGCCGGAGAUGAUUCCAUCGAGGCAUCAGAGUUGGAAGAGCUUCUCUCCUGUUGGCAUACCUUCACCGAGCAUCGGCAGCUCUUUGAGUCCAAGCUUGAGAAAUAUGAUGUCUCCAAAACUGGAAAACUCUCGAGGGAAGAGCUGAAGCAAUAUUUGACAGACCUCAACGGAGGCAUGGACGUAGAGGACGAAGAGGCAGACUGGGUCAUGAAGCAGGCAGACAUUAUGGGAGACGGAGAGCUUAACAAGAUGGAGAUCGCGAGGGCCACUUCGCUUUGGUUCGCCUUCGUAGAGAAGAAGAAGCAGGACAGCCAGUGCUGCACAAUCUUCUAG